Messenger RNA from Sporothrix schenckii 1099-18, 2799 nucleotides. Its product is annotated as biotin--[acetyl-CoA-carboxylase] ligase BPL1. Gene Ontology annotation, biological process: protein modification process. Gene Ontology annotation, cellular component: cytoplasm. The transcript has 2 exons. The record is from RefSeq and is a predicted model, not a curated record. Gene Ontology annotation, molecular function: biotin--[biotin carboxyl-carrier protein] ligase activity. NCBI's taxonomy places the organism in Eukaryota, Fungi, Ascomycota, Sordariomycetes, Ophiostomatales, Ophiostomataceae. Bases 1 to 2799 code for a protein of 932 amino acids.
AUGCCACCGCGCAAGCUCAAUGUGCUGGUGUAUGCCGGCUCCGGCUCCACUACCGAGUCCGUCCGCCACUGUCUGUUGACGCUCCGCCGCCUUCUCUACCCCAACUACGCCGUCAUCCCUGUCACCGAAGAUGCCCUGGUCAAGGAGCCAUGGCAGGCCACGUGCGCGCUGCUCGUCAUCCCCGGCGGCGCCGACAUGGGCUACAGCCGCGUGCUCAACGGCGCGGGGAACCGUCGCAUUGCGCAGUACGUCCGUGCCGGCGGCCGCUACCUGGGCCUCUGCGCCGGCGGCUACUACGGCAGUGGACGCUGUGAGUUUGAGGUGGGCAACAAGCCGCUCGAGGUGAUUGGCCGGCGCGAGCUGGGCCUCUUCCGGGGCACGUGCCGGGGGUGUGCCUACCCGGGGUUCGCAUACAAGAGCGAAGCGGGCGCGCGCGCCGUGCAGCUCACGGUACACCGGGACGCGUUUGCGCCCAAGGGCACCAAGGGCGCCAAGGGCGGGACAGACACGGACAAGAAGGACAAGAAGGACAAGAAGGACAAGAAGGACAAGAAGGGCCCGGGCGCCGACCUGCCCACAUCGGCGUGCAGCUACUACAACGGCGGCGGCGUGUUUGUGGACGCCAAGAGCGCCGACAACGUCCAGGUGCUGGCGAGCUACCCAAACGACAUUGCCGUCGAUGGCGGCAAGGGGCGAGCGGCCAUCAUUUACUGCACCGUCGGUGAGGGCGCUGCCAUUCUCACCGGGCCGCAUCCAGAGUUCGAGCCGGCCAACCUCUCGGAACGCCCCGAUGUCCCGCACUAUGAUGACCUGCUGCGUGCCCUGCGCAAAGACGACGAGGCCCAGUCCCGCGUCAAGCUCCUCAAGGCCUGUCUGGCCAAGCUUGGCCUCGAGCUCGGCAGCGGAAGUGCCGUCCAGCCACGCCUCACGGCCCUGCACGUCACCACGCUGUACCCAGACGAGGUCCAGGAGCUCAUGUACAAGUGGGAGGAGAUUGUGUCGGCAAAGGGCGCCAACGCAUUCAUCCGCGACGAGAGCGAUACCUUUCGAGUGCUGCUCCCCGACUCGGGACCGCUGGCAUGGCCGGCCGAAGCGAAUGUGGCGACACCGCUCUCGGACGACGACAGCGUGGGCCAGGGCUACGGCCAGAGCAACCAGAAGCGCUUCAGCGCGGGCAUGCUCAUGGAUCUCACGGACCGUGCAUUGCGCUACCCGAAGCUGGCCGAGCUCAUUGGCCGCGUAGCCAGCGGCACGGCACCCGACACAGACACUGACACAUUCCGGGCCAUCCUGGAGGCCGUUGCCGACCACGAGGAAGAAGGAGACGACGACAGCAGCGACCCAGCAGCUGCGGCUGCGUCACUCUCCACAAGCACAGUCGACGAGUGGCGGGAGGCGUGGAAGACACACCGGGCCGCAUUCGACCGCAUGGUGGACGCCAUCUACAGGGCGGUGGGACGCACUCUGCUCGGCCACCCAGAAAAUGUGCCCAAACUGGACGCGGAGAUUAAGCAAGAAAUGUGGAGCUCCCUGGUGCACGCGUGGGAAGACAAGCGGCGCCGGAGAGAGGAGGCGAGUCGUCCGCUCGAGGACGCUGACGGUGUUGAUGCUGAAGCACACAACGACACCGCCAGCCGGCUCCUGCAGCUCGUCGACGAGGUCGCCGGCGACGAUGCCGAGGAUGGUACCAUUAAAAAGAUCGUCGUGUACGAGGGCGGCUGGCCGAGCAAGGUGGCCGUCUUUGACCACAGCCGCUACUACCGCGCCCUCGCCACCUACCGCCUGAGCCUCUCCUCGGGCAGCAACCGCGCCCACCACGCCGACGACGACUACGAAUGGGGCAACCAGCUCAUGUACGCCAAAGUCACGACGAGCACCAACACGCUGCUCGAAAAGAACCCCAAGCUGCUGAGCACGCUGCCCACGGGCUUCACGUUGACCGCCACACGCCAAUUGUCUGCGCGGGGCCGCGGGUCCAACGUCUGGCUGGCACCCGAGGGCCAGCUCGUUCUGUCGACCGUCAUCAACCACCCGCACCGGUUUGGCAGCGGCAGCGGCAGCGGCAACCGCCCCGUCGUGUUUAUUCAGUAUCUCGCGGCCAUUGCCAUCGUGGAGGCCAUCCACGCGUACGCGCCCGGCUUCGAGGCGCUGGACGUCAAGCUCAAGUGGCCCAACGACAUUUACGCGCGAGACACGACCAGCCCCCGCAAACACAACGAAGGCGAGGCCCCCGGCUACGUCAAGAUUGGCGGCAUCCUCUCGUACUGCGCGUUCCAAAACGGCCAGUACCAGGUCGUGCUGGGCAUCGGGCUCAACACGGUCAACAAGAAGCCCACCACCAGCCUCGAGGCCCUGGUGCCGCCCGCGCUCCGCGCCUCGGUGUUGGGCGGCGCCGCCACGGCCACAACCGCCACGUCCACAACGGUCAUCGACAAUGAAAAGCUGCUGGCGUGCCUGCUGGUCCACCUCGAGUCGCUGUACAAGCAGUUUCUCCGCCAGGGCUUCGCCGGCGCGCUCGAGCGCCUCUACUACCGCCACUGGCUGCACACGAACCAGGUGGUGACGCUCGAGGCCGUGGCGGGCGCCCCGCGGGCGCGCGUCCUGGGCAUCUCCCCCGACUGGGGCCUGCUGCAGGUGGCCGAGGUGGUGCAGACGGUGGGGACGGCGUCGGUGCGCGGCGGGGACGGCGACGACGGCGAGGACGGGGCAGAGGAGCGGCUGACGGGCCGCGUGUGGAAGCUGCAGAGCGACGAGAACAGCUUCGACUACUGGAAGGGUCUGGUGCGGACCAAGACAUAG